AUGGUUGCACCUACUGCUUUAAAGAAGGAUAACAUAGUGAGUGUUAACGGGGAAGACAGCAGCAAAAGCAGAAUUAUAGGAAUAAAUAAUACUGAAAGCAUUGAAGAAGACGAUGACGAUGACGUUCUAUUGGAGGAUGUCAGCGAUAACACAACAAAAGAUGAGGGAAAUGGCGAAGAUGAAAGUGAGAAAGUGAGGGAAUCCAAAACCGUAGUGGUUGAUGACCAGGGGAAGCCUCGUUUCACUUCAGCUACCAAAACACAAGGUAACAAGAUAAAAUUUGAAUCGAGAAAAAUUAUGGUCCCACCACACAGACUGACUCCAUUAAGAAAUAACUGGACCAAGAUUUAUCCUCCAUUGGUAGAACACUUGAAGCUGCAAGUCAGAAUGAACUUGAAAACCAAAUCGGUGGAACUGAGAACAAACCCAAAAUUUACCACAGACCCCGGUGCCUUGCAAAAAGGUGCCGAUUUCAUCAAGGCCUUUGCUUUAGGGUUUGAUCUCGAUGAUUCCAUUGCGCUACUAAGACUGGAUGACUUAUAUAUCGAGACUUUUGAAGUCAAAGAUGUCAAGACACUAACAGGAGACCAUCUGUCGAGGGCCAUUGGUCGUAUUGCUGGUAAAGACGGUAAGACGAAGUUCGCUAUUGAGAAUGCCACAAGAACAAGAAUUGUCUUGGCCGACUCCAAAAUCCACAUCUUGGGCGGGUUCACCCAUAUAAGAAUGGCAAGAGAAUUUGUAGUCAGUUUAAUUUUAGGUUCCCCACCAGGCAAAGUUUACGGGAACUUGCGUACCGUUGCAUCUAGAUUAAAAGAACGUUACUGA
This is a messenger RNA of Saccharomyces eubayanus, 825 nucleotides long. It is a transcript of the gene PNO1, whose product is annotated as Pno1p. Lineage: Eukaryota; Fungi; Ascomycota; Saccharomycetes; Saccharomycetales; Saccharomycetaceae. The coding region runs from base 1 to 825 and encodes 274 amino acids. The record is from RefSeq and is a predicted model, not a curated record. Gene Ontology annotation, molecular function: RNA binding. Gene Ontology annotation, cellular component: nucleolus. The transcript has a single exon.